This is a messenger RNA of Conger conger (European conger), 1095 nucleotides long. Its product is annotated as trace amine-associated receptor 1-like. The transcript has a single exon. Bases 1 to 1095 code for a protein of 364 amino acids. Lineage: Eukaryota; Metazoa; Chordata; Actinopteri; Anguilliformes; Congridae. Gene Ontology annotation, cellular component: membrane. Gene Ontology annotation, molecular function: G protein-coupled receptor activity. Gene Ontology annotation, biological process: adenylate cyclase-activating adrenergic receptor signaling pathway. The record is from RefSeq and is a predicted model, not a curated record.
AUGCCGUGUAUAUGGACCUCCAUUUUGCCUGCUGAGAAAGAAAGCCACAACCUCACAAACGCCAUCUUCAGGAACGGCACUGCGGGGAACUCCCACAGCGCGGAGUCUGAGUCUGUGAACGUCCUCCUCCUCUUCCUCCUGCUGCCCAUCAUCGUCUUCGCCGUGCUGGGAAACCUCCUCAUCAUCGCGUCGGUGGCGCACUUCCGCCACCUGCAGACGUGCACCAACGCCUUCAUCGUCUCCCUGGCGACCGCCGACUUCCUGGUGGCGGUGCUGGUGAUGCCCUUCAGCCUGGCUCGCUCGGUGGACCGAUGGCGGUUCGGGAAGCUGUUCUGCACCGCACACUUCAUGCUGGACGUGGUCCUAUGCACGGCGUCCAUUUUGAACCUCAGCUGCGUGGCGCUGGACCGCUACCUGGCCGUGUGCGACCCGUUACGCUACGCGGCACGAAUGUCCGCCGAACGGGUCGCCAAGCUGCUUCUUGUCUCCUGGCUGCUCCCCGUUUUGGGCUUCUGCCUGCUGGUGGGGGUCGACCUGUGCUGGCAGAGCAGGAAGGGGGUCCUGAGGGGGCAGGGGGCGGAGGUGUGCCUCCCCGAACUGCGGGCCCCUUACGCCACAGUUGCCUCCAUUUUGAGCUUCUUCAUCCCCAUGGCGUUCAUGAUCGCGACGUACGGAAGGAUCUUCCUGGAGGCCCAGAGGCAGGCUCGGCAGAUCCAGGCCGCUGAGGCCCAGGUCGGGCAGAGACACCGCGACUGGAGCCCCUCCGGCUCACGGAAGGAGGGGAAAGCCACACGGACCCUAGGGAUCCUCCUGGGGGCGUUCCUGCUGUGCUGGCUCCCCUUCUUCACGGUCAACGUGGGCCACCCGUUCUGGGGGUGCCCGGUCAGCCCCGGGGUACUGGAGUGCGUCCUGUGGCUAGGCUACGCUAACUCCGCCCUCAACCCCCUGCUCUACGCCUUCAUCAACAGGGCCUUCCGCCGUGCCUUCGCGGUCCUCUUGGGCUGCGGCAUUCUGGGAAGGCAGCUCCAGGGAGGCCGUCUCGACGCCGGGGUCAGCCAGCAGACAGGCCCUGAGCUGGGGACUGUGACCAGAUGA